AUGGCCAAGGGGGCCCCUGGGGGGCACCUUUGUGUGGGGGCCCCCUUGGGGCCUCUACUGCGUCUCUCUCUUCUCCCUGGGGCCUCUCUCACCCUGUCCAGUCCCCUGUUGUCUCCUCUUCCUCCUUUUGUCUCCUUGAAAUACUCGGGGGGCCCCUGGGGGCCCCCGGGGCCCCCAGCGAACGCAGCGGGUGGGCUGUGCGGCCGCAGGGGGGCCCCGCCAGCCCCAAAGCAUACUGCAUGCGCCUUCAGCACAUACAGCGCCGCCAGGAGAAGGCAAAACAAAAUAAAUGAGGAGACAGAAGAGGAGACGCUGCCGCCCCUCCACCUAGACGCUCUCAGGCGCGAUAUCGAGGAGUAUCUUCUCCCCAGCAGCAGCAGCAGCAGCAGCAACAGCAGCAGCAGCAGCAGCAGCAGCAGCAGCAGCAGCAGCAGCAACGUCCACAGAAGAAAAGCAGCUGAGCGUCGGCUCUUUGACUAUAUACCGCUGCUGACCUCAUCCAGGCUGCAGCAGCUUCCCGCUGCAGACGUGCUGCUGCUGCUGCGUGUAUAUAGUAGGCUGCUGCCUGCUGCUGCCCCCCCCACUCCAGCUGCACCAGCUGCAGCAGCUGCAGCAGGAGUAGGAGAAUCUGUAUGCAGCAGCAGCAGCAGCAGCAGCAGCAGUGGAGACGAUACAACUGCAGCAGCAGCAAACGGAGACACCAUCUGUCUCCUCCUUCACCGGGGGGCCCUCGCUGUGCUGAGCCGCCCGCUGGACUUUAUGCUGCCCUCUCAGCUCCCCUGCCUCGUGGCUGUCUCCUCCUCGCUGCCCCCCCUGGCUGUCCCCCUUGACUUCUGGCGCUGUCUCCUCCGCCGGGCUGCAGACGUAGCGCGCCAGCUGUCUCCUUCAGCUGCUGCUCAGCUGCUGCUGGGCCUCGCUUCUCUACCCAAGCUGCAAGAGGAUGUGGGGUUUCAGCGCGCAGUGUCUGCUGUCUGCUACCGCUUGGCAGCAGCACCCGAGUCUCUGCUGCAGCGGGGCUGUCUCCUGCAUGCACUGGAAGCACUACGGCUGCUGCAGCAGCAGCACACGCCCCUACUGACGGAGAUAGCUCGCGCGCUGCAGAGCCGUAUGGGGUCGGGGGCCCCCAAUGGGGGGCCCCCCCGGGGAGCAGCCUCACGCAAGGAUGUGGAGGCCGCAGCAGGGGGGCCCCCAGAAGGUCUUGACCGUACCCCUGUGCAUGCAGGGGGCCCCGGGGGCCCCUACUCCUGCAGCCAAGGCCCAGGAGAGAGAGGAGACAAGACGCUGGUGGUGGCGGCUCUGAGCUGUUUUGCUGCUGCGAGAGCAACAGACUUUCAGGCUUUGUUCCGGGGCCUUGCGGACAGUAUAGUGGGGCAGCAGCAGCAGCAACAGGAGAUAGUUAUGUGGUGGUAUUGGCUGCAGCAGCAGCAGCAGCAGCAGCAGCAGCAGCAACAGGAGAGAGUUAUGUGGUGGUACUGGCUGACUGUGCAGGCUGCGGAGACACUCAGCUUGCGGGAGACAGCUGCAGUGCUGGCGGCGCUGGGCGUCCUCAACUGCUACCCCGAGAAGCUCCUCGCCCGUCUCCUCCCCCACGCAGCUAGCUUGCUAGCAGCGCAGCAGGCUGUAGUUUCAGGGGACGAGGGGGAGGCUCCGACAGCAGCAGCAGCAGCAGCAGCAGCAGCAGCAGCGCCUGCUGCUGCUGCUGCUGUUAUAAAGGAUACGCUGCGUAUAUUGCGGUCCCUUGGGCAGCUGCAGAAGCGGGACCCCGCUGUGCUGCAGCAGGUGGCUACUCUCCUGGCGAGCGCAGCUGAACUGAAGCUGCUCUCUCUGAGAGACUGCGCAGCCGCGCUGUAUGAGUGCUACCGCCUCGACCUCUGGCACCCCCCGCUAGGAGAGAAGUUGCUGGCCUGUCUCCGGGCCCACCACCGCCCUUGCAUCUCUCAGCUGCAAACAGUUGAGCUGGCCCUGAGGGCUGGGCACUUGCCCUUCAGGGCCCAGUCUCUCAGCGCAGCAGCAAGAGAUGUGCUGCAGCGCGCGCAGCUAACAAAGACAGAGCCAGAGGCCCCCUCCACCUCUGCGCUGCAGGAGGCUGUCUCUGUGGGGCCCUACACUGUAGACUUUGCUCAGCCCCUUACAGGAGAGGAGCUGCAUGCGCAGCAGCAGCAGCGGCAGCUGGACCCCAAGGCGUCGCUAGUAGGCGACGAUGGUCUCUGGUCUCCCUCAGCUGCUGAGGAGCUCAGGGCGAAGGCAGUGGUAGUGGAGGUGGACGGCCCGCAGCACUUCUACAGAGAGUCCCUGCACUGGAACUCUUCCUCCAAACUAAAACACAGAAUACUGACGCGGUUAGUCACCAGCUCUGCUGCAGCAGAGCUCUCCAUAGAGCUACCAGGGCCCCUCGCAGCUUGCUGCUAUAGAGAGACAGCCAGAGAGAGACAGACGGAGACAAGCAAGCAUAAACAAACAAAAACAGAGAAGAGGACGGCAACAGGGGUGGGGGGCUUUCGUGUUGCUCAUAUUCCUUACUACGAUGUAUUGCCCCUUAAGAGGGUGAGAGAGCUUCGGGCUUAUGUUAGCCAAGCUGUUGCGCAUGCAUUACAGCAAGAGGCAAACUCUACCUUGGACCCUCCUGAGGUGUAUCUACACAGCCAGGGGGGUGUUGGUUGCGAGCCAGCUCUCCGCGUGUUGCUAGAAGGUGAGGGGCCCCUGGGGGCCCCUGCCUCUGUACCCAGUGAGAGGGGCUCUGCACAGACACCAGGGGAGGGGGCCCCCAACGCCCAGGGGGGGUACGGGGGGCCCCCACAGCUAACAGAUGCUUUGCUUCAGCAGAGAGAGACAGAGAGAGAGACAGAGAGAGAGACAGAGAGGGAGACAGAGACAGAGAGAGAGACAGAGAGAGACAGAGAGAGACAGAGACAAAGACAGAGAGACAGAGACAAAGACAGAGAGACAGAAAGAGAGAGAGACAGAGAGAGACAGAGAGAGAGAGAGGGAGUUGUAGAGACAGGUAAAGAGAAAAGUAAUUGGGGAGGAGACAUAAAAACACAAAGGAGACAGAGAAAGGAGACAGAGAAAGGAGACAGAGAAAGGAGACAGAGAAAGGAGACAGAAGAAGGAGACAGAAGGAGACAAAAGAGGGAGACAAAAGGAGACAUAAGAAGGAGACAAAAGGAGACAGAAGACGGAGACAGAAAGGAGACAGAAGGAGACAGAAAGGAGACAGAAGAGGAGACAAAAGGAGACAGAAGGAGACAAAAGGAGACAAAUGGAGACGGGAGACAAAUGGAGACGGGAGACAAAAGGAGACAGGAGACAAAAGGAGACAGGAGACAAAAGGAGACACAAGAAGGAGACACAAGGAGACAGAAGGAACCAUACGAAGGAGACAAAAGGAGACAACAGAAGGAGACAAAGGGAGACAUAAGAAGGAGACAAAAGGAGACAAAAGGAGACAGAAGCAGACAAAAGGAGACAGAAGAAGGAGCCAAAAGGAGACAGAAAGGGGACAGAAGAAGGAGACAAAAGGAGACAAAAGGAGACAGCAGAAGGAGACAGAAGAAGGAGACAAAACGAUACAGAAGAAGGAGACAGAAGAAGGAGACAGAAAAAGGAGCCAUACAAAGGAGACAAAAGGAGACAGAAAAAGGAGACAAAAGGAGACAGAAAAAGGAGACAAAAGGAGACAGAAAAAGGAGACAGCAGGAGCCAUACAAAGGAGACAGCAGGAGCCAUACAAAGGAGACAAAAGGAGACAAAAAAAGGAGACAGAAAAAGGAGACACUCUCAGGAGACAGCAACAAAUGCUUCUGUGGCCGCAGCAGCAGCACCCGCAAAGCCAGCAGCGUUAAGCUUGCAGCACCAGCAACAGCAGCAACUAGAGCGGUAACAGCAGCAGCAGCAGCAGCAGCAGCAGCAGCAGCAACAGCAGCAAAACUACAGCACCAGCAGCAGCAGCCGCAACACAACAAGGAGCAGCAGCUACAGAAGCUACACUCGAAGCAGCAGACACUCAAAAAGCGGAGAGAUGCAGGCAACACAGACCCUGCAGGAGGAGCCAACGGAGAAGCCGAAGCAACAGCAGCCAGGGAAACAUAA
This is a messenger RNA of Eimeria mitis, 4089 nucleotides long. RefSeq lists its product as uncharacterized. Bases 1 to 4089 code for a protein of 1362 amino acids. The record is from RefSeq and is a predicted model, not a curated record. The transcript is spliced from 17 exons. NCBI's taxonomy places the organism in Eukaryota, Apicomplexa, Conoidasida, Eucoccidiorida, Eimeriidae.